GGCCGUUGCUCUGUCCAUCUCUCCGCUCUACCCAUGGCGUCGAAGCACCACCUUCCGUCGACGGAGCCCGACCAAGGACCGGCCGCGAAAAGGAGCCGGCCGGAGCCGCCUUCCGGGCCUCUCCAACCCGGCGCCAACCCAGUUCGCGUCGAACUCAACCCGGCCGACUGCGACCUAGAUUUUGAUAUCAAUGGAAAUGGCCUUCGAGGGCAAGCAUUGACUGAAGAAGGAUUUGCAUACUGCUGGUCUGGUGCCCGAGCAAAUGUUGGAAUAAUUGGAGGGAAGUACUGUUUUGGCUGCAAAAUUAUUUCUGAUCAGGCAGUUGAUAUGGCUGACACGCCGCCAGAUAAACAACAUGUGUGCCGUGUUGGUAUUUCAUGGGUGGCUGAUCCUGUUGGGAACCUAGGAGAAACAACAAACAGUUUUGGAUUUGGUGGAACUGGCAAGUUCUCAAGUUCUGGGAAGUUCUCUGAUUACGGUACCAAGUUUGGUGUUUCUGAUACUAUAAUUUGUGCUGUGGACCUUGACAACAAGCCAUUGGCUUCAAUUGGGUUUUCGAAAAAUGGGAAAUGGUUGGGUGUUGCUAGGCAUUUUGAUGCAAGCUCAAGAGGUCUUGGUGUGGUAGAGCUGUCACAUCAGGGUCUACCAUGGGAAUCUGCACUUUUCCCACAUGUACUUUUGAAGAAUGUUGUGGUUCAGUUGCAGUUUAGCAUCGAAGAUGGAUUGGUUCCUGAAGAAGGUUACAAGCCUUGGGCAUCUGCUCUUCAGGAUGCCAAUGCAGUAAUUGGUCCCACAUUCACAAGCCCUAGUCAAUGUGAGGUUAUAAUGAUGGUUGGUUUACCUGCCUCUGGGAAGACAACGUGGGCAGAGAAAUGGAUAAAGGAGCAUCCUGAGAAGCGAUAUGUUCUGCUUGGAACAAAUCUUGCUCUGGAUCAAAUGAAGGUUCCAGGACUUUUGCGUAAGCAUAAUUAUGGAGAACGUUUUGAAUGCCUUAUGGAUCGAGCAACUAAAAUAUUUAAUACUUUAUUAACUAGGGCCGCCAAGACACCACGUAAUUACAUUCUUGAUCAGACAAAUGUUUACAGGAGUGCCCGUAAUCGCAAAUUGAAAACAUUUGUGAAUUACCGCAAGAUAGCAGUUGUUGUUUUCCCUACACCGGAUGAGCUUAGAUUUCGAGCAGAAAAGCGUUUUAAAGAAAUGGGAAAAGAUGUACCUGCCAAAGCAGUAAAUGAGAUGAUUGUCAACUAUGUUUUACCGCUGACCAAGAACAUGCAUGGUUCAAAUGAGUUAUUUGAUGAGGUUUUUUUCCCAGAAAUAGGGAGGGAGGAGGCACAAAGACACUUGGAUGAAAUGAAACACACACUACUGUCUCCUAAUUUAAGCGCAAAAAGAGAUUUGUCACCUUUUGCUCAUGAACAUUCCAUUCAAUCAUUCCCUGUUCCUAAUGUAACAACUGUGGAAGCUUCUCCAGUUUCCCACUUCCCACGUGCUAGUGUAAACUUGUCAGCUUCCCACCCCUCUCUCUCGGUUCCCUGCUGUGAUAGCUCAAGUAGUUUCCAAGAUAAUACAAUGUAUUCAAGUCGUGGCUCCUCUGGGGAUCAUCAGACAAUGUUAGGAUACACUGGUUUGCCUAUGCAAAGUGAUAGUGCAUAUAGGGACUACUCAAAGUAUGGGGUUGCUUCAUGUCAUGGUACCGAUCCUGUUCCUUAUGGGAGCUAUACUGGUUCCAAUUUUUCCACUGGAAAUACCUAUGACAGGAGCUCAAUACCUUAUGGUGACAUGAGCCUCUAUCAGACAUACAACACUGCAGAUGCAUUUAGAAGACCUAGUUUCGACGGUUUUAGCUCGUCUGCAAAGGUUAUUAACUAUGAAAAUCCAUUGACACCAACCUUGUCCAGAAGUCCAGUUGGACAACUUCUUGAUCCAGGAUUUCCACACAUUCAUCAUCCAGCUGCCAGGGAACCACCAUACGAGUGGCGAAGCCCUGCCCAAAGCACUCAUGGUUCAAAUUAUGGAGCUCCACUACCUAGACCUCCUUAUAGAGACCCCCCAAACCAAAUAAACCCUCGACCUGGUCAAUGGUAUCACUAGCGACACUAUGGUUGAUAUUGUCAUUUUUUUCUUUUUAUUUUUGCUCUUUUUUAUGGGGAGUUAAACAAUUUUUGUAAUAUGUAUUCUUAGUUUAUGUGUGUUUUUUUAAAGUUGAUCCUUAAAUUUGUGCAGUCCUGCACUGUGAUAAGAUCAAUAUCAGAUACAGAACUACUUUUUGGAA
Musa acuminata AAA Group (dessert banana) is the source of this 2272-nucleotide messenger RNA. RefSeq lists its product as uncharacterized. The record is from RefSeq and is a predicted model, not a curated record. NCBI's taxonomy places the organism in Eukaryota, Viridiplantae, Streptophyta, Magnoliopsida, Zingiberales, Musaceae. Gene Ontology annotation, molecular function: protein binding. The coding region runs from base 34 to 2091 and encodes 685 amino acids. The transcript is spliced from 9 exons.